Molecule: messenger RNA, 870 nt
Organism: Geosmithia morbida
Lineage: Eukaryota; Fungi; Ascomycota; Sordariomycetes; Hypocreales; Bionectriaceae
Product: protein FRG1
Exons: 2
Coding region: 1-870 (289 amino acids)
Cellular component (GO): catalytic step 2 spliceosome; nucleolus; striated muscle dense body
Molecular function (GO): actin filament binding
Source: RefSeq, a predicted model, not a curated record
AUGGUCAAGCCACUCAGCUUCAAGGGCGACAAGAAGAAGGCCAAGAAGCGCAAGCGCACGGCGGCCGGCGAAGCUGCUGAUGCCGACGGCGCCGAGGACGGUGCCCCAUCAUCAUCAGUCGCAAAGACAGGCGACGAGGACGCCGCGGCCAACGACGACAGCUGGGUAUCGGCAGAGGUCACGAGCGACAUAUCCGGCCCCGUCAUGAUUGUCCUACCCACCGAGGAACCAUCGGCGCUGGCGUGCGAUCAGAGCGGCGCAGUCUUCACGCUGCCCAUCGAGAAUAUAGUCGAGGGGAACCCGGCUAGCGCGGAGCCUCACGACGUGCGACAGGUGUGGAUCGCCAACCGAGUUGUCGGCACAGAAUUCUUUCGCCUAAGAGGUCAUCACGGACGACACCUCUCGUGCGACAAGAUAGGUCAGCUAUCAGCCCUGUCAGAGACGAUCUCACCGCUCGAAUCCUUCACCAUCAUACCCACGGCCGACACACCGGGCACCUUUCAGCUGCAGACGCACCGCGACACCUUCGUCUCGGUCAAGGAGCCCAGCGGCGCCAGCAAGGAAGCCGACUCGGAGAAGAGAUCGGCCGGCCGCAGGGCCCAGCAGCCCGAAGUGCGCGGCGACGCGGACGCCGUAGCCUUCUCCACCACGCUGCGUAUCCGCAUGCAGGCCCGGUUCAAGCCGCGCUUCAAGGCGUCAAAGGAGGAGCGUGCCCUGGCGAAGAUCAGUCGGCGAGAGCUCGAGGAGGCGGCCGGCCGCAGACUGGACGAGGAUGAGGUCAGGAUGCUCAAGCGUGCUAGGAAGGAGGGCGAUUACCAUGAGAAGUUGCUGGGCAUCAAGGUGAAGAAUAAGCAUGACAAGUUUGGAUGA